Drosophila miranda is the source of this 587-nucleotide messenger RNA. RefSeq lists its product as uncharacterized. The record is from RefSeq and is a predicted model, not a curated record. Bases 1 to 537 code for a protein of 178 amino acids. Lineage: Eukaryota; Metazoa; Arthropoda; Insecta; Diptera; Drosophilidae. The transcript has 3 exons.
AUGCUUUUUAAAACCUUCAAAAUCUGUCUGCUUCUCGGGCUGCUCCGCGGCACUGUGGGCGAGAGAAAAUGGGACUACGAGCCCGUGUCCAUAGAAACCUACAGCACGGAUGAGAGUAAGCUGAAGGUCGAAUCCAAAAUCGAUCGUCUAAAGCGCGGAGAAUCUUUCAAUCUUUUAAUCCAAUCGCCGCAGGUCGAGGCCAGUGCUUACCGCAGCAAUUCUGGGGCGGAGAACGACUACAAGGUCCUGCCCUGGUCUAUACCCAAGCAGCCCUACUAUGAGUAUCUCAACACGUACUACAAGGACGUGCUCAUUAAUAACCUUGGCCACUGCUCGAAUCUGCCGCAGUUCGAGGGGAAGUUCCAGCCGCCUUGGCCGAAGGACAACUACCUCGUCGACAAAUGCGUGAUCGACGGCGAGGGGCUUCCGGAAGUUGUUCCGCUCGGUUUCUACAAGAUUAUAUUCAUAAUAAGCGGACCCGAUCAGCCUGAAUGGGGUUUCACUGUAGUCCUUAAGGUAACAGCUAAACUUUUUUAGACAACUGUUUUUCGGAUUCGGAAAGAAUAUAGAAAUUUUCACACAUUUGG